Camponotus floridanus (Florida carpenter ant) is the source of this 922-nucleotide messenger RNA. RefSeq names its product 60S ribosomal protein L8 (gene RpL8). Gene Ontology annotation, molecular function: RNA binding; structural constituent of ribosome. The record is from RefSeq and is a predicted model, not a curated record. Lineage: Eukaryota; Metazoa; Arthropoda; Insecta; Hymenoptera; Formicidae. Gene Ontology annotation, cellular component: ribosome; cytosolic large ribosomal subunit. The transcript has 5 exons. Gene Ontology annotation, biological process: cytoplasmic translation. Bases 95 to 868 code for a protein of 257 amino acids.
CACCUCGAAGCACAAUAUCCCCCACCACGACCAACUGCCACGACUUCCGCUCUUGCCUUUCUCUAUUUCAUGUCGGCUCUCUCGAUUUUGAGCCAUGGGUCGAGUAAUUCGUGCGCAGCGUAAAGGUGCGGGAUCCGUCUUCCGAUCCCAUACCAAGAGGAGGAAGGGAGCACCAAAGCUCCGCUCUCUAGACUACUCUGAGAGGCAUGGAUUUAUCAAAGGUGUCGUAAAGGAUAUUAUUCAUGAUCCUGGUCGUGGCGCACCAUUAGCAGUGGUACAUUUCCGUGACCCUUACAAGUUCAAGACACGUAAAGAAUUAUUCAUUGCUCCAGAGGGAAUGUACACUGGUCAAUUUUUGUAUUGUGGAAAGAAAGCCAAUCUUCAAAUUGGAAACGUAAUGCCAGUUGGUAUGAUGCCUGAAGGUACUAUUGUCUGUAACUUAGAAGAGAAGACUGGCGAUAGAGGUCGAUUGGCCAGAGCUUCGGGGAAUUAUGCUACAGUGAUAACCCAUAAUCCUGAUACCAAGAAAACUAGAGUUAAGUUACCUUCUGGUGCAAAGAAGGUCAUUCCCUCUAACAACAGAGCGAUGGUUGGAAUUGUCGCUGGUGGUGGACGUAUAGAUAAGCCUAUAUUGAAAGCUGGUAGAGCGUAUCACAAGUACAAGGCAAAGAGGAAUUGUUGGCCCAAGGUUCGUGGUGUUGCUAUGAAUCCUGUGGAACAUCCUCAUGGUGGUGGUAAUCAUCAACACAUUGGUAAGGCAUCUACUGUCAAGCGUGGAACCAGCGCCGGUCGUAAGAUCGGUCUUAUUGCUGCUCGUCGUACUGGACGAAUCAGAGGAGGCAAGACCGAUACGAAGAAGGACGAUUAGAUAUGAAUUAUUAAUUUUUGUCACAUAUGUGUACAAUAAAAAAAAAGAAAAAUA